This is a messenger RNA of Poecile atricapillus (Black-capped chickadee), 2241 nucleotides long. RefSeq names its product guanylyl cyclase-activating protein 1-like. NCBI's taxonomy places the organism in Eukaryota, Metazoa, Chordata, Aves, Passeriformes, Paridae. The record is from RefSeq and is a predicted model, not a curated record. The coding region runs from base 856 to 1422 and encodes 188 amino acids. The transcript has 5 exons. Gene Ontology annotation, molecular function: calcium sensitive guanylate cyclase activator activity; calcium ion binding.
CAGCCCUUGGAGCAGCUCUGUGGCCUCCUCUGGACUGCCUCAGCAGCUCCAAAUCUGUCUUGUUCUGAGGGCCCCAGGACUGGAGAAAGCUCUGCAAGUGGGGUGUCACCCGAGUGGGACAGAGGGACAGAGUUCUCCCCCUCAGCUGCUGCCCAUGCUGCUGGGGAUGUGCACACUGCCAGCCCCUGUCCAGUUUUUCGUUUUCCUUUUCAGAACCUUUCAUCCAUUCACUUCUCGGUCUGAUUCCAGAGAUUGCCCCCAGCCAGAUGUAGGGGAGGAUUUCAGGAAGCCUGAGCAGCACAGUUUCCUUGCCUCCUGGCCACCCUCACUGUGCACUCAGAUGCGCUGUAUUCCUAUUUCUGGUGGCACCAGGAGCGCUGCCCCAGUGUGGCCACAGGCUCUGUCCCUGUUCACAGGGCCUCAGAACCAAGGCUUGCCAAGUGUGCUCUGCAUUUUUCAUACCCUGUCUGCAGCUUUGUUCACUUUGUUCUCUUCCCUUUGUUCACUUUAGAUGUGAGAGCAAUUUCUCCAGGUAUCUGUGGUUAAUUUAUUUUACUUAUCUAUCUUUGCAUGGUACAGCCAUGGGCUUGUAUUGGUAGUAAUAGCAAACAGUUAUUCUUGGUAGAAUGAGAUAUUUACAACUCUUAACACAUACCUAUGUGACUAAGUGAAAGGAAAGAGAAGAAAGGAAAAAAUAUUAAAAAAGAGGAUGAGGAAACUAUGCACAAGAAUAUCACAUUCCUCCCAGUGAAGGACUCAGAUGCUGACAACUUCCCAUGACUCUCCCCUCCUCCUCUGCAAACAUCUGAGUGAACCACAGAUCUUAAUAUCCAGAAGAGCAGCAGGCAGGUACAUAUGGGAAACAACAGCAGCUCCACUGUGGAUGAUCUACAGGCUGUCGAGAUCCACCACUGGUACAAGAAAUUCAUGACAGAGUGUCCUUCUGGACAGCUGACAGAGCAUGAAUUUAAGCAGUUCUUUGGGCUUCGAGGGCUGGAUCCAGAGGCCAAUAAGUACAUUGAGCAGAUGUUCCGCACGUUUGAUAUGAACAAGGAUGGAUAUAUUGAUUUCAUGGAAUAUGUGGCUGCCCUCAGCCUCGUUCUCCGAGGGAAGAUGGAGCAGAAAUUGCGGUGGUAUUUCAAGCUCUAUGAUGUAGAUGGCAAUGGCUGCAUUGAUCGACAUGAACUGCUCAACAUCAUUAAGGCUAUUCGUGCUAUUAAUGGUGCUGACCAUGAAACUAGUGCAGAAGAGUUCACCAAUCGAGUCUUCGAUAGGAUUGAUGUGAACGGCGAUGGUGAACUUUCUCUGGAUGAAUUUGUGGAGGGAGCAAGGAAAGAUGAGGAGUUCAUGGAGGUUAUGAUGAAGAGUUUGGACCUGUCACACAUUGUGGCCAUGAUAAACAACCGUCGGCAUAGUGUAUAAAUCAAGCUGGAGAAAAGGCUGUGCCAACAGACAGAAGGGUGUAGAAACACAUGGAAGGAGAGACAGCAUUUUUCAAAACAAAAUUUCCAUAAACAUGAAUAUGGAAGUAGGAACAGAAAGACACUGCUGUGUAUCUGAGUGCAUGCUCCUGUACAAAUACUGAAGCUUAGCCACAUAAAUGCAGGGCAGGUUCAGAAAAAACAAUCUGGGUGGCAGUAUUUGACUUGUCUUUCUAAAAUUUAAAGGCCAAAUUUCAGGGCACAAAUUUCCUUUUUAUUCUGUGUCCCAGAUUAUCACUUUGAAACGGAUGAAAAGUAAUGCCAAGUUUGGAAGAGCACUAGCAGAACUGGGUGGUGGAGUGUGGAGGAAAUAUUCUGAUGUACAAAAGAAGAGUUUCAAGUUGUUAUUAGUGUAGAGAACUAUCAACAGAAUGUAACUUGAACUGUUCUUGUCAUGGUAUUGGUUCAUAAACACCAGCCAGGUUGUCCAUACCAGAUGUGCUUGGAUUUGGUAGUCUCUGAAGAAGCAGCUUUAGUCAUAAGAUCACAAGAACUGAAAGAAAAACCAGUCUGAUAGUGACAAAUCUGCUGCAGCUAUUUGAGCCUUCUGUCAUCAAAGAGCUCUAGCAAACAGGUCAAUGGUUUGGAGCAGCUUCUGUAACCAGAGAAAAUAUGCUACUCAUUUUCCCAAAGUAGAAGAAUAAUUGAGAGAUCAAAUCUUUUAUAUACUCAUGGUCCUACUUAUUCUCCUCUCAUACAACUGAGUCACUGGGAAUGUUCAAGGCCAUGUUGAGCAAGGCUUGGAGUAACCUGAUCUAAC